CCCAAAUUGACAAUACAAUCCUUUAAACGUAGAAAGAAUUAUAUUUCAUAUCAGCAUCAGCUGCGUAAAAUGAUAUGUCAAAUUUAAAAUCAAUUUGAUAUUAUAUUUGGGUGUGCAUCUUACUCAACACAGGAGUUCACUGGUUGACUAAAUGUGUGCAUACAUGUUCGAGAAAUGGCUCAAGCUUUACGAUUAGUUGUCUUAAUACUUGUGCUUGAUGGACAAAUAUCUACAUCCAAAACAGUACAAUAUAAGAACAGCAAUUUUCCAAGUGGAUCAUUUGCUUUACUCAUGUCAAAAGAUGGUUGUCCUGAAAGCCCUGCAAUGGGUUGGAAAACCGGAUACAUUAACAUUACAACAAAACAACCGUUUGACGAUCCGGCCUCGUUUCCAGAAACGAGUAGAAAUGUUAUAAGGAACUUCAAAUUAGAUGUGAUUGAAAACAUUAUUCUUGGACCUUUCAAUAGAUACAAUUUACAGCUUAACUUUUGCUUUAAAUCUGCGAAACACGUUAUGAAUCAGGAAAACAAUUGGAUGCACGGGUCAUAUGGACUGUUCGGAGUCAGUGAAAAAUGUCCUUACGGUUUUUCUAAACGGAACAUGACAAUUCAACUUCCUCCGUUGCUGCAUUUCAAUGAAAACGGCCACCUUCCAUAUCAUAAAAUGGUGGAAGAAAAUGGAUAUGCAGCUAUACAGUUUCUUUAUUGUAGUCGGAUACAAACACUUGACAAUGAAACUAUGGACUCACUGAUAAGUUUCAACCCGUUUCUGGUUAUUAAGGACCAGGAAGAUGUUGAAUCACUAUGUCCAAGUGACACCAUGUAUGACGUCACAUUGGAAAGUUAUCCAAUGCCUUUGCCAAUGCUGAUAGAGAACAUGACUGUAAACAUCAGCUCAUAUAGCCAAACGAAAUUUUGUUAUUUUACGUUUAAAAAGGUGACGGUUGACCAAAUUCGCGAUAUGUCUGAAAAUCCGGACAUUGUUCAUGUUUUCAUAGACAUCAAUACAGUAGUUAACAACUGUGGGGACUUUUUGAUUGGUCCUCCAUUACCAUGCGAUAAAGUGGAAACUUGGAUCAUGAUUGACAUAAGAUACACUGUUUUGGUUUCCGGAAUAGUGUCAACCCUACUGGAAGAUUUCUAUCAAGGGCAGUGGUUACGUAUUUUUGUCGGCGAUGAGCAAUGGAGUUUUUUAUUCGACGGGGCAUUUCUUUGCAGACACAAGAAGAUACACGUUAAUGAAGGAGACAUGCCCACUAAAAUGAUAUACAAAUGCAUAAAGUCGGUUAUUGGAAGGUAUGUGACUAUGAUAUUUAGAUCAAGGUUGGAGGAUUGGAGAAACAAUCGUUCUGAGGACUUAAGCAACACACCCAUUGCUGUUCUUUCUGAAAACCAUGAUCAGUUUUCAGGAUUUGUAAGGUGUAACCAAGAGCUUGGUAUGCGUAAUCAUGACAUAAAGGACCAUCAAAUAACGUCUUCGUCAUGGCAAGUUUCCCACGAUCCAAAAGAGUCCCGCCAUCAUUUAUCCGGUUGGUGUGCUGGCUUGACAGAUAAACAGCCAUUUAUUCAGGUUGAUUUAUUGAAAAAGACCUCGAUAGAUGGUUUAGUAAUAACCAACUGGGAGGAAAUCAUUGACGAUAUUGAAAACAACAAGUACGAAAGACGGUUGGUUAAAAGAGGCUGUCGGUCGUUUUAUAUAAAAUAUGGAAACUAUCUUGAUGUCUUGGAACGAUACAAUAAUAUGCCGUUUAUUUAUGACGAUUCUCAGCGUGUUGAUAUUCCACAGACUUUCCUUUUCAAUGAUCAAUGCACUGCAAGAUAUAUACGAAUAUUCCCUACCCCUUUCCAGAAUAAAACUGCACCGUGUCUAAAAUUUGAAAUACUCGGUUGCAAAGAUACAGAAACUCGCAAUCCGCCAAAGAUCAUGUUAGACAAAGACGAACAAAUAAUUUUUAACGAAACCUUUACAAACAUAAACCAAGCCGGAUCGCUUGUAAGUUUCAAAUAUCCUUCUUCAAAUGCCUACACUGCAAUUCAUCGGUGGACAAUACAGUUACCAGUACACUUUGCAGCUCUACGUUUUGCACUUAUUUCCCUACAUGUUUAUCAGUUUCAAAACCAAAGGCUAUUUUCAAACUAUCGCUUAUGUGAAGAUGUUAUCAUUUUGUCAAAAGAGGACAUCAUAGAAGACAUGGUUACUUUUCAAUCAAAUAACGCGAUUGGAAACUAUCGAUUAAACAGUAGUGGUAAUGGUAAAAUGCCGUCCUUUCCUCUUUCGGAAAAAGUCGCUUUUCUUACAUUUAUUACAUGUCCUAUAACGGAAAUUGCUGAAGAAGGAACAGGUUUCAAAGCUUUUAUAGUUGAAACAGAUUAUAAAAACUGCUACUGGGAUGACCCAACAGGAUAUUGCAAUUUACCCUCAAUGGACAUAAUAUCGGAUCGUUUCUUGUUUGGAGCGCUGGAAAAUUCCGUGACUCAACGUGAAUUUAAAUGGACUAUAGAUGCCGAAACAGAUUCUAUCAUUUUUACCUUGAAUUUUGAAGACUUUGAUAUAAGUUGCUUUUCAGAGUCGGAAUUCCUUUUAGAAGGACCUGACAUAAAGGAGUUUACCAGUUUUUGCAAUUCCAAUAGGCCACGAGGAGACAUUUAUUUUGUAACAGCACCACUAGUUGUUGUAUACAGACCAUAUAAAAGUAAUAUUUACAGUUCCACCCCCUUUCCUGAAGGAUUUCAUUUGAAAUAUGACUUUCUACCGAAGAAAACUACUAUUCUCUAUCAACUUGAGGAGGAAAAUCAUUACGACGAUAAUAAUUUCCCAGUAAGAAUAGUUUGUUCAGAGGAAUUCAACAAAUGCUACCAUCUUCGAACAACACACGGGGAAGGGUUGGACGCCAUGAUGCUUUAUGAUACAGUAUGCAAGGAUAGAAACUCUUUCCUCGUGAAUUUAAAAUCACUGAAAGAACAGCAAUUAGUCCGAGGACUAUUGCUGGACUACUAUCUGUCCCUAGCUAAAUCUUAUACUGCAUAUAAAUCAAAUCCCUCAGAUGCAUACACACUUAUAGGAUUAAUGACUAGGCCUGAUUACGAGUUUCCUGAUAGAGUAACACAAGUUUGGUCUGACGGAAGUCCGCUCACCUUUUCGGCUUGGGAUGAAGGUGAGCCUGUAAAUAUUGAAGAGAGAACUUUCACAUCUAUGGCUAUGUCCAAACUAGAGAAAGAGAACACGUGGAAAACUUUAACACCAUGGCAAAUCUUAUCUGAUGACAAUGAAAUGUUUGCCUUUUGUUGCGAAAGUACGCUCAGAAAUCUAGAGAAAGAUUUCAGCAUUAAAAGUACUCUGAGAAAUCAAAGUUUUCAAACAUGGGAUGUACAUAAUCACACACUAUUUCAUUGCAAGAGCGGAGAACUUAUGUCCAAUUUAGUCCUUUGUAACGGCGUGAAAGAGUGCUCGGACGCAUCAGAUGAAAAAGAUUGUAUUCAAAGUAAAGUUGAUUUUGUUGUUGCUUCCUAAUCUUUAUUGUGACAAGUAUGCGAUGGUAUCUGGUACUACAAACAAGAACUAUCGCUGAAUGCGAUUCAUACCCCAACCAAUGUCCUUGACAGAAGACGACUUGGAAAGGUGGUUAAGGGAAUAACUUAAGUGACACAAAUACAGAUACAUAAAAAAUCAUCUCUGGUAAAAAAUGACUAAUUGUAAAGGUAAAAGUAAAGAUAUAUAUUGUCAAAUCAUGUUCGAAACAGUUACAAAAUUAAUAACCUUUCAUUUUCCAAAUGUACUAAACAUUUUUAAGUCAAUUUUUGACCUUAAGUGUUUCCUGGACCUUAAGCUGGCACACGGGUAAGAUGGGUUCUGCACUUUGCCCAAUAGGGUGAACAUUUGAGUAAAGUUUGAAGAAAAUGCUUCCAUUAGUAUAGAAUUUAUAGAGCGGACACGACAUAUUGUCUAGUACUGAUUGUAUGUAAAUGAAAUUUGACCUGCAUAUCUUUCUUGUGACACCUCAUACAUCUUUUAAGUUUAAAUAAAUACCUGUGCUAGUUUCAGGAAUAUUUAAGUACAUGUUAAAAUUUAAGAACAUUUUCUAUGUCAAUUUUUGACCUUCAAGUGUGACCUUGACCUUUAACCGGCACAAAGGUAAUAUAGAUUUUGCAGAUAACAUUGUUGAGGUGAACAUUUGAGUAAAGUUUGAAGAAAAUUCUUCCAUUAGUACAGGAUUUAUAGAGCAGAAACGACAUAUUGUCAAAUAUUUGAUUGUAUGUAAAUUUGAAGACUUAAAAGGAGCAUAACUUUGUUAAAAUGCAAUACAGAGUUAUGAAACUUACACUUCGUAUAUAUUUUAAGUUAUAAGCGAAUACCUUUUCUAGUUUUAGGAAUAUUCAAAUACAUGUUAAAAUUUAAAAAUAUUUUUAGUCAUUUUUUGACCUUCAAGUGUGACCUUGAC
Messenger RNA from Ruditapes philippinarum (Manila clam), 4438 nucleotides. RefSeq lists its product as uncharacterized. The transcript has 21 exons. Gene Ontology annotation, molecular function: protein binding. The record is from RefSeq and is a predicted model, not a curated record. Lineage: Eukaryota; Metazoa; Mollusca; Bivalvia; Venerida; Veneridae. Bases 175 to 3510 code for a protein of 1111 amino acids.